ACACUUUUUAACUCCACCAAGUUUUCGCUCGAACGGCUGUUUUCUUCCAAGAUGGACUCCGAGUACCUGGACGAUUAUUACGAUAACGGCAGCUACUGCGACUACUCCGAAUGGAAGCCGUCCUACACCAUCAUCCCAGUGCUCUACAUGCUGGUUUUUAUUCUGGGAUUUUCUGGUAACGGCGUGGUCAUUUUCACCGUCUGGAAGUCGAAGUCCAAGAGGAGGGCGGCGGACACUUAUAUCGGUAACCUGGCCCUGGCUGACCUGGCCUUUGUGGCCACUUUGCCCCUGUGGGCAGUCUACACGGCUCUCGGCUAUCACUGGCCCUUUGGCAACGCCUUGUGCAAGAUCAGCAGCUACUUGGUGCUGGUCAACAUGUAUGCCAGUGUCUUCUGCCUGACCUGCCUCAGUUUUGACCGCUAUCUCGCCAUCGUCCAUUCGCUGUCCAGCACCCGCCUGCGCUCGCGGGGCACCAUGCUGGCUUCCCUUGCCAUCAUUUGGAUCCUAGCCGGGACCCUGGCACUGCCCACUCUUCUCUUCAGGACGACCGUGAUGGGUGAGAACAACAAGACCACUUGUGGAUUGGACUUCACCAUGGUGACCACAGAUGAGCAAAAAGAGAGCUUGUGGAUUGCCGGCCUCAGCCUGUCGUCCUCCAUGCUGGGUUUCCUCCUGCCUUUCCUCCUCACCACGGGCUUUUACUGCUUCAUCGGCAGCACCGUCACCCGACAUUUCCAGAACCUGCGCAAAGAAGACCAGAAGAAGCGCAGGCUGCUCAAGAUCAUCACCACUCUCGUGGUGGUCUUUGCCUUCUGUUGGACCCCGUUCCACGUUUUUAAGACUGUCGAUGCCCUCUCGUAUCUUCAACUGAUGCCCGAGUCCUGCAGCUUCUUACGCUUCAUCCUUCUGGCGCACCCCUAUGCCACCUGCCUGGCGUACAUCAACAGCUGCCUCAACCCUUUCCUGUACGCCUUCUUCGACCUGCGCUUUCGCUCGCAGUGCCUGUGUCUCCUGAACCUGAAGAAGGCCGUGCACGGACAGAUCAGCUCUCUUUCGUCCACCAUGAGUGCGCAGACGCAGAAGUCCGAGGUGCAGUCGCUGGCGACCAAGGUGUAGCGAGCGGACGCGGACUGCGCGGUCAGGUGAGCGGGGUGGAGUCGAGGAGGCGCGGGCGCGGGGCGAGUGCUGGCGCGCCUGUUCAAAGGCAGCUUCGGAAGCGACAGACGCUCUUCGGGGGACGGACGUGUUCAAGAGGGACAGCCGGCUGCCCCUGCCAUUACUAAGACUUUACAAAGAAUUGAUUAAAUACAAAAGGCAUCAGGAAAAAUCAAUCCGUCCACACUGUCGGCGAUUUGUCGAAAUGUGCAAUUCUUGUUUCUCUGGAGGAUCGACACGGGAGAACUAACAAUGCCCUUCCCUUGCCAUUGUGUGUUGUCUUUUAGCACUUGUUUAAAAAGAAAGAUUUUUAAUAGACUGUAGAAAAUACUAAUUUGUAAACACACUUAAGUUGGGGGAAGACGGGGUGACACAUUUGGUUCAACGUGGGCACUGCUGUUUGGCACAGGUGGGCGCGUAAGGUGUUAACCGGGUUUAGAGACAAUGUGGCUUGUGUCACUGCUUUACUGAGGUAGGGGGGCGUUCACAUGAAAAGUGACCCAGUUUUAGUCGCAAGUGUGUAUACUGACAAAUCUAAAUGUUUAAAUAUUGACUGUCGAAUGUCUUUGGCACUCUUUGAUAAAGAAACUUUUUAUGCCACCUUUGGCUUGUAGUGCACAACGAAUGUCUGAUGUUUUAUCACACGGCUGUGUAACACGUGAAGGUUGGGGGUAUAUGAAAAGUGUGUGUGUGUUUAAACCAUACAGUACAAGAACUUUCACGUGAAUAUUCAAUAAACCCUUAAGACAAUUCA
Messenger RNA from Polypterus senegalus (gray bichir), 1909 nucleotides. RefSeq names its product apelin receptor a (gene aplnra). The record is from RefSeq and is a predicted model, not a curated record. NCBI's taxonomy places the organism in Eukaryota, Metazoa, Chordata, Cladistia, Polypteriformes, Polypteridae. Gene Ontology annotation, cellular component: membrane. Gene Ontology annotation, biological process: G protein-coupled receptor signaling pathway; immune response. The transcript has a single exon. Gene Ontology annotation, molecular function: G protein-coupled receptor activity. Bases 52 to 1116 code for a protein of 354 amino acids.